This is a messenger RNA of Pseudophryne corroboree (corroboree frog), 3692 nucleotides long. RefSeq names its product IgGFc-binding protein-like. The coding region runs from base 572 to 2785 and encodes 737 amino acids. The transcript is spliced from 6 exons. NCBI's taxonomy places the organism in Eukaryota, Metazoa, Chordata, Amphibia, Anura, Myobatrachidae. The record is from RefSeq and is a predicted model, not a curated record.
UUUCUGCCAAUUUGUAAUUGUUUCCUAGGAAUCUCAACUGCCAGACUAAUCCUGGCCGUACAUAUUGUGCCUUUCAUGUGCUCGAUGCUGAGGUCUGACCGACAGCAAAAACAGAUCAUACUACUUCUAACUUUGGGCGCAUACCUGCCAACACUCCCGCAUUCUGCGGGAGGCUCCCGUUCCUGCAAACAUUCUCCAGCUGCCCCGCACAGCCCUCACAAUCCCCCGGAAUCAGCUAGCCCUGAAAGAAAUCUGAACAGCGCAUGCGCAAGUCCGGCCACCAGGGGAGCACAGUUUGGAGUGAGAAUGCAAAAUAGGUUGGGAAUGCAUGGGCAGGGGGCAUGGACAGCAUCGCGGAGAGCCAGCCCUGCAGAGCCUACGAGCAGCCAGUCACUAUGGACACCUUACCGCGCAGUGUCCAUCUCCAUUGGCCGUGGCAGCAGCAGCUUCUGAUCCCUCUGCCUCUCCCCUCUUGCAUGCAGACCUGCGGGCAGUGAGACAUCAUCUAGGAGGGGUGAUUGAUGAAUAAACUUGCUUGGUGGGACGAUUAACAGUCCGGGACGGCAGGGGAAUGCUCUUGCAAGGACAGACCCAGAGAACAUAUAUCACAGCCUUCAUGGAAAACUCUGAAGUAUCCACAAACACAACGUUCCAGCUGUAUCUUGUGACAUAUAAUAAGACAGCCUCAGUCACGGUCACAGUGUCCAAUCCGCACUUCAGCAAGACGGUGUUCAUUGAGAGGGAAAGCAGUGCACUGGUUGACUUGGACUACACAUAUAUGAUCACUGAAAGCCAAGAGACUUCCAAGGCUGUGCUGGUGACAUCCGACGUUGACAUAUCUGUCUUUGCUUUCUAUACACAUCGCGUUACUGCUGACGCCAUGGCUUGUCUUAGUCUUGAAGACCUGGGAACAGAGUAUUACAUAUCAACUACUGGACAAAGAACAGGCAAUCAAUUUGCCGUGGCCAACAGCCUAGAAGAAGUUGUCUCGGUGACUGUGACCGUCUCUGGGUCCAUCACCUUUAAAGGCAUCUCCUACUCCAUUGGAGAUUCCUUCUCAUUUCAACUUGAGUAUCAACAAGUCGUUCAGUUUAAAAGUGCAGAUGACCUCACAGGCACCAGGGUCUCCUCCACAGCCCCAGUGGCUGUUUUCAGUGGCAACAAAUGCUUUACUGGGAUCAGUAAUACGUGUGAUUCCUUGACCGAGCAGCUACAUCCUGUGAAGAACUGGGGGAGCUUUUUUGCUGUGUUUCCAUUGUUGAACCACAAUAAGGAUGUCAUUAAAAUUAUAUCUACAAGCUCAGAUACUACAGUGGAUAUUAAUGGUCCAAAGGGGGACACCCACCACAGUCUACAGAAGGGAUCCUAUAUCGAAAUCACUGUAGACAAAGGAAUGACUAUUAAGUCCACCAAACCAAUUAUGGUGACAUACAUCUUCCAAGAUUUUAUACCAGGAGUAGUUACAAUGUAUGACCCCUUUAUCACUAACGUCCCACCCUCAUUAGUCACAAGGUUGUAUUACAGAUUUGUAACACAGGCAAGAUACUACAACUUCCUCCUGAUUGUAUCCCAGGCAUCUGCAUCUGAUGGGUUCUACCUGGACCACCGCCAGAUCAGUUCAUACAGCGUUUCAUUGAAAUCUUUCAGUGGAUUCCAUGCUUGGGAAGUCUCUUUGGGUAAAACUGAUGGACAACAUGAAAUAUAUCAUGAGUCAAUGCCUUUUACAAUCUAUGUUUUUGGAAUUGAGAACUAUGUUUCCUAUGGAUACUCAAUGGGACAGGAAGCAAUAUAUGCAGCACCAACAGAAGACCAUAAACCUGAGGGCACACUAAGCUGUCUCUCUCAUGUAGCUGAAUACCAUCUACCCCUCAGCUUGGUGACUGAGGCCAAUCUCGAUGCAUCUGAUAUCCACCUGGAAGACCCUCUGUGCAAGGCGGAGCUGAAGGGAGAUGUCACUCUCAUUAAAAUACCGUUCAGUAGAUGUGGAUCUGAUGUCCUGAUUGAAGAUGGGAAGACAUACUAUGUAAAUACCAUCUACGGAACAAUCCCAGAGACCAGAGUACACCGCAUUGAGAUCCCAGUGAGGUGUGAAAUAGAAACCAAUGAGACCCUUGGGUUCCACUUUCACCCUAAAGUCACAGACGUGGUCUAUAAGAGUCACUAUAACGUGUCCCUGAAGCUCUAUCAGAACAGCGACUUUACCAACCUGAUUACCAGGUAUCCUUAUGCGGUUGACAUCCAUGGUCAUCUACACGUGGAGUUCAGAGUGGAUUCAGGUGAAACGGGGAUACAGAUACUGGCAGAAAACUGCAGGGCUUCCCCGUCACUGGAGGAUACAGAGCGGACAUACAAUCUCAUCCAGCACGGGUGUUCCAGCGACUCUACCUUGCAGACUCACCCAGUCUCAGACCACAGGCUACAACGCUUCAGUGUCCAUGUAUUUAGGUUUUACGACUUCCAGGAGGUUUAUCUGACCUGCAACGUCAUCAUCUGUCACAAUGAAACUUCUCCAAACCACUGUACACAAGGAUGCAACAUGCGGAGACACCGGCGUGAUACCCACAGCUCUGACAGACAGCGAAACUCAGCCAGGCUAUCUCAGGGACCUAUUCUGUUUAAGUCUGGUCAAAUCCAGGCGGAUCAUACUGUCCCAUCUUCCGUGCUUGUGGCUGUGGUUGGUGUUAUGGGCUUCUUGUCUGUGCUGGGGCUGGUGAUCCAAAAACAUCAUUAUAGGAGAAAUAAAUAUGUCCUGCUGGGAAAUGGGAAUGGGAACCACCAACAGUAAAACAGGACAGAAAAUCAGCAGACGUGGAAGAUUAAAUUAAGUUUUCACAGUAGUGAUUGUGUUAAUAUUUAAUAAGACGGAAUUAAUUAUAUUUCCACCAGCCAAUAAUAGUUACAAACCUGAUAUCUCUAUCCAGGGGACAAUUGGCCAUAAAGCUCCCCAGGAAGAUCUCCGGUAGGCCAACAUAUCUGUGGGGCCUGUUUUGUGUGUUGUCAUGUGGCCCCACCCCCCACAUGACAGGCAGCCCAUCACACUCAGUACACUGAAUUGUCCCUAUUCAUUAUGGUAUUCCAUAUCUGCAGUACAGCAACUCUGCCAUCUAGUGAUGCUGCCAUGCUUACACAGUAUGUUAGUAUGUCUUCAAACCUAAAAACGUUCUCUGAAAACUCACCUCUUCAGAAAUGCUUAUCAAAUUCCAGAACCGCCCACAUACUGUAACCUUCAUAAACUUUCUAUCCAAAUACAUCCCCAAUGUACAGUCCACACAUAUCCUCACAUAUUUUCUCUUUUAUCACUUUCCCAUCCUUCUGACCCUAGGCCAACAUGAGUAUGUGACCAUAUAAUAUAGCCCACCAAGAACCUUUGCAAUCUGGUAGAGCAUUAUGCAAAUGAUAACACCUAUCCUUGUGUAUCAAUGCCUAUUUCCCUAUAGAUUGUAAGAUUGUGAGCAGGGCCCUUCUACCUCUAUGUGUGUCUGUUAUUACCCAAUUUUGUUUUAUCAUUGUUGUUUCCAAUUGUAAAAUGCUAUGGAAAUUGCUGCUCUAUAUAAGAAACUGUGAAUAAAUAAAUACAAAUUUGAAAUACAUAAUGCACUAAAUGUCUUUAUAUUGCUACACUUGUGGUUACUUACAGAUACUAGUUCUGUUAUGUACAGUACCACCUUGUUUUAUUAACACCAUAUAUUGAU